Messenger RNA from Aspergillus puulaauensis, 2259 nucleotides. RefSeq names its product transketolase family protein. Gene Ontology annotation, biological process: pentose-phosphate shunt. NCBI's taxonomy places the organism in Eukaryota, Fungi, Ascomycota, Eurotiomycetes, Eurotiales, Aspergillaceae. The coding region runs from base 1 to 2259 and encodes 752 amino acids. Gene Ontology annotation, cellular component: cytosol. The record is from RefSeq and is a predicted model, not a curated record. Gene Ontology annotation, molecular function: transketolase activity. The transcript is spliced from 5 exons.
AUGGCACCCGCGCUGGAACUCCUGCCGAAGUCCACUGAGAACGUGCCUGUCAAGGCAAUUCCAGCCACCAGCAAUGGCGCAUCUGCUGCGGCUCUUAUCAAAUUCGAGAGCCCGGAGAAGCACCAGCGCGUUCUGAACGUCUUUCGAGCUUUCAUUGCUGAUCUCGUUCAGCAAUACGGCGAUGGCCACCCUGGAUCGCCCAUGGGCAUGGCUGCCAUUGGAAUCGCGCUGUAUAAGUAUGUCAUGAAGUACUCGCCAAAGAACUGCGACUACUUCAACCGUGACCGCUUUGUUCUUUCUAACGGCCACGCCUGCCUAUGGCAGUACCUCUUCAUGCACCUUGUCGGCGUCAAGAGCAUGACCCUCGAGCAACUCAAAUCAUAUCACUCAGCAGAGAUUGGUUCCCUCUGCCCAGGCCAUCCGGAAAUCGAAAACGAGGGCAUCGAGGUUACCACUGGGCCGCUGGGCCAGGGCCUUGGCAGUGCAGUAGGCCUGGCCAUGGCCACGAAGAACCUUGCGGCGACAUAUAACACACCUGGGCAUGAGGUGGUGGACAACAUGACUUGGUGCAUGGUUGGUGACGCUUGCUUGCAGGAGGGGGUUGGCCUCGAGGCGAUGUCCCUGGCUGGACACUGGAGGCUCAACAAUCUCUGCAUUAUCUUCGAUAACAACUCCGUUACCUGUGACGGGUCUGCGGAUGUUGCCAAUACUGAGGACAUCAACACCAAGAUGCGAGCUGCUGGGUUCAACGUGCUGGAUGUGUUGAACGGGGACUCGGACGUCGUCGGAAUUGUAAAUGCUCUCGUUGCAGCACGCUCCAGCGACAAGCCCACAUUCAUCAACAUCCGCACUACGAUAGGCGUCGGGUCUACCAUGGCGGGCACGGCGGACGCACACGGUGCUGCUCUUGGAGUCGGCGAGGUAGCCAACAUCAAGAAGUCGUUCGGCCUGGAUCCAAACGAGCAUUUUCACAUCCCCCAGGAUGUAUAUGACUUCUUCAGCGACAUCCCCAGCCGUGGCGAGGCCCUAGAGGCGGCGUGGCAGGCGGCCGUGGUGAGGUAUCGUGAGGAACACCCGGUAGUGGCAGCCGAAUUUGCCCUCCGUGUCGCAGGAAAGAUGCCCGAAGACUGGACCAAGUGUAUCCCUUCCAAGGAAGACCUUCCUACUGGGUCUGCAGCGUCGCGCAAGUCAGCCGGUGCCUUGACCAACGCCCUUGGGCAGACGGUGAAGUCCUUCCUGGUCGGCACCGCAGACCUCACCCCAUCCUGCAACGUUGCCUUCAAGGACAAGGUCGAUUUCCAAUCCCCUGAUCUCCGCACAACCUGCGGCCAAACCGGCGCCUACAACGGCCGCUACAUCCACUAUGGCAUCCGCGAGCACGCCAUGUGCGCCAUCUCCAACGGCCUCGCAGCCUUCAACAAGGGCACCUUCAUCCCCAUCACAAGCACAUACCUCAUGUUCCAUCUGUACGCCGCCGCCGCAAUCCGCAUGGGCGCCCUCCAGGGCCUGCAGCAGAUCCACAUCGCCACCCACGACAGCAUCGGCGUCGGCGAGAACGGGCCUACCCACCAGCCCAUCGCCGUCCCGGCCUUGUACCGCGCCAUGCCCAAUAUCCUGUUCAUCCGCCCCUGCGAUGCCGAGGAGGUCGCCGGCGCUUAUAUUGCUGCUAUCCGCGCCACCGAGACCCCGUCUGUCCUUGCGCUCUCGCGGCAGAGUCUGACACAGUACCCGCGGUUUUCCUCGCGCGAGGGCGUGCAGAGGGGGGCGUAUGUUUUCGCUCCGGCCCAGGACAACAACAACAGCAGCAGCAGCAGCAGCAAAGACGAUGGCGAGUUCGACGUCACGCUAAUCAGCGUCGGGUCUGAGAUGGUCUUCGCAAUGCAAGCCCGCGACAUUCUCUACGAGCAGCACGGCAUCAGGGCUAGGGUUGUGUCUUUCCCCUGCACGCGGUUGUUUGAGCAGCAGACGCGCGAAUACAAACACUCCGUGCUGAGGCCGAGUGCUGGGAAAGCGGCUGUUGUGAUUGAGGCGUAUCCGUCGACUGGGUGGGAGCGGUAUGCGGAUGCGUCGGUGUCGGUGAAUAGAUUUGGGAAGAGUCUUCCUGCUAAGGAGCUCUAUGAGCAUUUUGGGUUCGAGCCGGGGGUUAUUGCCGGCAAGGUUAAGGGGCUGGUGGAGGAGGUUAGGGCUGUUGGGAUUGCAAGCUUGAGGGGGGAUUUCAGGGAGUUUAAUGGGGGGUUGAGUGUUGGGUUGGGGCAUUAA